CACACAUGUAUUUCAUUAGUUCUUUCUGUCUCCAUUUUAAUCUCUAUAUUUCUAGUUCACUCUAUCUAUUUCUUCUUUCGGCUCACUUCACCCUCCCUCACCCUGUCUUUCUUUCUUUCUUUCUUUCUCUCUUUCUUUCUUGCUGCCAAUCUCUCUCACUCUCUCAAUCUUUCUUUUCUUUCUCUCUCUCUCUCUCUCUCUCUCUCUCUCUCUCUCUCUCUCUUUCUCUAUCUUUCUCUCUACCCCGUAUCACUUACUGUCGCUCGCUUUGUGUGUUGAGGUGUCCUAACAAAAUAUAAUCGCUACAUUUCUGCAAUGGACGGAGCUGUGUAUGUGUACCCCCAAUACAGGUCACUGCCUAGAAUCGAACUCGGAAUCUUGGGACCACCUGUGGCUCUACUUGGACCGGGUUCAUGUUUGGAUACUGCCAGUCGUUGUGCACCACCUGGCCGAUCGAUCUGCCAAAUACCAUUUAGCGCUUGGAAACUCGAUGGAACUCGCUAUUCGUUUGACAAGCAUUGUCUGUCAUCCUUCUGUCCUCCAACCAUCCACCGACUAUCUACUGCAGCAGGGGCGUUUCACAGGAGCGCUGCCUCAGCUGCUGCUGCUGCAGCCGCCGCCGCCGCUGCUGCCGCAGUUAACAGUGCUGUUGGAGCAAGAACAGGAACUGUGACCAGUGGUGCCAACAGUGGAAAUGGUACCGGUAGUAUUGUUGUUGUUGGUGGCAGCGGCGCCGUAUGUAGUAACGGUGUAAGUAGUAGCAGCAGCGGUGUCUCCCCUGGUAGCAGUAUCCCCGAUGGUCCGUGCUACAACAUACAUGGAAAUACGUCCGUGAGCAUAGCAGCAAGUGCAUCUGCUGCGGCUGCAGCAGUAUCGAGCUUCAUCCCAGCUAUGGGUCACAACAGCCACGGAGCUGCGACCACGCCAAGUCUCUUACAAGCAGCAGCUCAUCAACAGUUUUUACCCGACAGUAAACAUUCAGCCUUAUCUUUUACUUCAUCUUUACAAGGGCCUCAAAAAUUGAUCCCUCCUACUGAUCCUUUCCCUUCCAUGUUGCCCGUUUUUACAGAUUCACUGACACAAUUGAACUAUGGCCGCAAAGUAUUCCCCUGUCCACAGUGUCGUUAUACAACUGACCGGCGAAACAACCUCAAGCGGCAUAUGUUGACAAUGCAUCAAGCUUGCUCCAAACUUCUAGAAUGUUGCGGCAUCCUUUUUACAACGAAAGCAUCUCUUCGUGAACAUGCCAUGAUAUUUCAUUACCAUGGCUAUACGUGCUUCUAUUGCGGUCGGCGAUUUUGUCGAAAAGCCUUGCUUAAAAGACACCUGUCUGUUCACAACGGUCAGAAAGAUUUUGUGUGUUCUGUCUGCGAUUAUGCUACAAGUCACAAAAGCAAUCUUGAACGACACCGCAAAGUUCAUGUACGGCAAGAUGGAGACAAUAGCAAAGAUAGUAGUAGCGGUGUCAGUAACAAUGCUGGAUUAUGCGUAGCUAGUAGUAGUGCUGGAAGUGAUACUGGUGUAGGUCUCGGAGUUAGUGUUGGUGCUGCUACGAUUGACAGUUGUGGAGUUAGUGGUGUCAGUCUUAGCAGUAGUAGUAGUAGUACUAGUAGCAGUAAUAAUAGUCGCUACAAAACAAAUGGUGGUAAUGGCGCGAGUGUAAUUGUUACUAAUUCCGCCUCUCUAUCUCACAGUAAUAACAGAAGUAAGGUCAACAACAAUGAACUGGUCGUGGACAGUCCGAACAGAAGCUACCUUACCAUACACAACCCUCACAGCCUUCACAAUCAUCAACCAGACCCCAGUGAUGUAUGUUCUGAUGACGAUGUUUGUUCUGAGGACGAAGAAGUCGAUGUAAACUGACUAACCAACGCAUCCACAUGCACUCACAUAUCUCCUUACACACACCCACACGCACACACACACACAUGCACACACAGAGAAUCACAUCGAAAUACAUAAAUAAGACUAUCUAUUGAACUAAUUAUUUAUAUAACUAAUUAUCACACAAUAUUGUUUGUCCUGUUAAAUAAUUAUAUAUUUGGGAAAAUAUGAUUGCUGAUAUAUCUACAUGCAGAAUGAAUGCACAAUGCCAUUGCACAAACAUAUACUAAUAAUAAACUAAAGACUUAUGCAGGUACACACAUUCAUAAACCCAUGUACAAUCAGACGAAAUUGGAACUGUUUGGUAAUUAAUAAAAAGCAAUAAUAAUUUGAAAUAUUCUUCAGGUGGGGUUCUUGAUAUGACUCGAUAAAAUAUCGAAAAUGUGAACAUCUCAAAGAAUAUCUUCGAAAAGUAAAAGGUCUAUUUUGUACCUCAAUAAAUAAAGUAUUUUUUUUUGUUUUGUUUUCA
Molecule: messenger RNA, 2353 nt
Organism: Octopus bimaculoides (California two-spot octopus)
Lineage: Eukaryota; Metazoa; Mollusca; Cephalopoda; Octopoda; Octopodidae
Biological process (GO): positive regulation of transcription by RNA polymerase II
Cellular component (GO): nucleus
Source: RefSeq, a predicted model, not a curated record